CACUUUUGUAAACGGCCAACCCGUUAAUAAUCGAGCCCGAAUAGCGUCGCGAUGGCGCCGGUCCUUACCUUCUCCUCUCCCGCACGCUCGCGGCGCCGUGUCCAUUCUGCUCCGGACACGAAAUUCCACCAUGAGCGUCCCCCGUAGGCUGCUAGCCGUCGCACGGCCUUCGAUUCCACGAGCGCUCUCUACACCGCGACCCGCAGCACGAGCCCCGCAGGCCUCGCUGCUCUUUGCCCGCCACCAGUCGAACCAAGCAGCCACCAGAAAGCUACACCAUUCGGCCCAGCGCCGCGCGCAGGUCGCCGCCGCUGCCGUAGAGCCCGAGCCCGAACCCGUCUACGAUUCUACAAAUCCUGCACUAUCCUUUCCGUGCCUUGACAAGGUAGAGUCGCGGUCCGCUUCUCUCUCCCGCCGUACAGCCGCCUCCGGACCCGAGCCCUCAUAUACCACCGGAAGGCACCUUAACUUCUAUUCACGAAAGCCUAUCCUCCUUGAUUGGGGUGGCAUACUCCCUGAGUUCAACAUCGCCUAUGAGACGUGGGGUCAUCUGGACGCGAACAAGAGCAAUGCUAUCCUGCUACAUACCGGUUUGUCAGCAUCAAGCCAUGCACACAGCACUGAAACGAACCCGAAGCCCGGCUGGUGGGAGAAGUUCAUCGGGCCUGGAAAGCCUCUGGACACGGAUAAGUACUUCGUCAUUUGCACGAAUGUGAUCGGCGGAUGCUAUGGCUCGACAGGACCUUCGUCGGUUGACCCUGCAAACGGCGAGCAAUACGCGACAAGGUUCCCCAUUCUUACCAUGGAGGACAUGGUAAGAGCACAACUCCGUCUGCUCGACCACUUGGGCAUCGCGAAGCUCUAUGCUAGCGUGGGGUCCAGCAUGGGCGGUAUGCAAAGCCUUGCAGCGGGCGUGCUGUCUCCCGAGCGUAUUGGGCGAAUCGUCAGCAUCAGCGGAUGUGCUCGAAGCCAUCCUUACAGCAUUGCCAUGAGGCAUACGCAGCGGCAAGUGCUCAUGAUGGACCCAAACUGGAAUCGGGGCUUCUACUAUGGCGGCAUACCGCCGCAUGGGGGCAUGAAGCUAGCCCGCGAGAUUGCAACCGUUACGUACCGCAGUGGUCCCGAAUGGGAGCAACGGUUUGGCCGCCGCCGAGCGGAUCCUUCGCGCCCUCCAGCGUUGUGCCCAGACUUCCUCAUCGAGACGUACCUUGACCAUGCCGGGGAGAAGUGGUGUCUCGAGUACGACCCCAACAGCCUAUUGUACGUCUCCAAGGCAAUGGAUUUGUUCGACCUGGGCCAGGAGCACCGCAACCGCAUCAACAAAGUGAGGCAGGAGAACAGCGGCAAACUGCAGGCUUAUUGGGAGGGAAGGGUCCCUGCAUACGAUGCCAACAGCGACAUUUGCAGUUUGACGCUACCUGACAAGCCUUACGAGGAGAAGGAGCAGUCUGCGGACGAAGACACGGUUGGUGUUGAGGCUGCUUCGCACGAAGUGCCCGCGGAUCUAGUUGCUGGGCUUAAACCCCUCGCAAACACUCCGGCUCUCGUCCUAGGCGUCGCCAGCGACAUUCUGUUCCCGGCGUGGCAGCAGCGGGAAAUAGCGAACACGCUCAAGCGGACGGGCAACAAGAACGUCACACACAUUGAGCUGGGCGAGGAGAAAAGCCUGUUUGGCCACGAUACUUUCCUGCUCGACUUGGAGCACGUUGGAGGCUCUGUGAAGUCGUUCCUGGGAUGAUGCUGUGGGUCACGAUUCCUUCGCUUCAUUCCUGUCCUUCUGUAUUAUUCCUUCUUGCAUCAUGUCUGUAGCGUUGCAUUGCAAGGCGUUGAGGGCUUUCAACUGUCUCAUUGAUUGUAUUCAAAUUUGAAUCCUUAUCGUGCGAAGGCACAUCAGAUCGAC
Messenger RNA from Trematosphaeria pertusa, 1900 nucleotides. Its product is annotated as homoserine acetyltransferase. The transcript is spliced from 2 exons. Bases 131 to 1738 code for a protein of 535 amino acids. NCBI's taxonomy places the organism in Eukaryota, Fungi, Ascomycota, Dothideomycetes, Pleosporales, Trematosphaeriaceae. Gene Ontology annotation, molecular function: homoserine O-acetyltransferase activity; L-serine O-acetyltransferase activity. Gene Ontology annotation, biological process: L-homoserine metabolic process. The record is from RefSeq and is a predicted model, not a curated record.